GGGACAAUACAUAAAGGCACGGGCACUCCAGAAGUCGGUGCAACUCCGUGCGGGAGAAAAGCCUCACCGCUUUACUUCCUAAAAACAUGCUUGGACGGAAAUUCUCGCGGAUGUCUGCGGAGCCCGUGCGGAUCAUAUAAGCGCUUAAAAAAAAAACAGAACAUGUCGGACGGUGUGGUUUCUCUGACCUCGUGCAACACUCCGCUGCUGCAGCCCGUCUGGGACGGGAUACGCGAGCAUGCCGGAGCGCGCGCGGCGCCACUGUGGGGCGCGUGCGUGGCGUUCUCGGCCCACGUGCUGCUGUCGGCGCUCUUCCUGGGGCUCGACGCGCUCGGCCCGCGCGCCCCGUGGAUCCGUCGGUACAGGAUGCACGGGAAGCCGAUCAGCCUGCGCGCGUGGUUGCGCUGCCUCGCGCGCAUUUCGUGGAAGUACGCACUGUGCGUCCUGCCGGUGAGCGCCUGCAUGGGCUACGCGCAGACGCGCCGGAGCGCCGCGCAGCGCGAGCGCGCCGCCGCGCCGUCUCUGCUCGUCGCGUGCUCCGAGUGUCUUUCAUGCCUGCUCGUGUUCGACACCUUCUUCUUCGUGGUGCAUUACACCGUACACAGAAACCCCUGGCUCUUCAAGAUCUUCCAUCAGUCUCACCACGUGAACACGCACCCUUUCGCUCUCAUGGCUCUGGACUCCAGCAUGGUGGAGCUGGCCUCUCAGCAGGUGCUGGCCAUGUGGAGCACCAUGGUGGUGGGCUGUCACCCUGUCAGCGAAAUCCUUUUCCACCUCCUCAACAUCUGGCUGGCUGUGGAGGACCACUGUGGCUACGACUUCCCCUGGGCUCUCCACCGGAUUCUGCCCUGCUUUGGAGGAGCGCCGUUCCACCAGGCGCAUCAUCAGCGUGUUACAGGGAAUUACGCCCCGUACUUCAAACACUGGGACCUCAUAUUCGGAACAGCAAUAAACAUGUGAGCAGAUGUUUGCUUCAGAAGUAGCGGGAGACUUGCACUAAGGUCCACGUGUUGCUCUCUGGUGCAUACGUCAAAGAUCACUGAACAGAUCAGUGAACGAAUCUAUUCGGUGAUCGAAAUAAAAGGAUUUGAGUGAAUGGAAAUGACCCUUGUUAGCGCUUGAUAUUAUUCUCUUACCCUUGACGCGUUUUUUUUGUAACAUUUAGCGAUGUACUAUCGCCACCUGCUCGCCGUGUCUGCUCAUUCCUAUCAAUUGUGCACUUUUCACGUGGAAGGAAAUUCUUUUUAAAAUCAUGUGAAUGGGAUUAAAACUGUGUAUACGUAUGUGGGGGUGGAGCCUAACUGUAACACCAGGAUCGUUAUCACUCAUCAACUCACGUUUUCAUCUCAUCUCUUUGCAGUGAAAGGUUUGUAAGCCAAAGAUAUUUUUGUGAAAACGGUCAACCUGGCAACCCAGAAUAAUAAGGAUUCUGUCUUCAGCGAUGUUCAAGCUUUGAUGCCUCGUGUCACUUAACGUACACUCUGAACAGGAAGCAACCCUUAAACGGACAAUAAUCAUGACAUCACAGUAUUAAUCACAUGCCCCACAGCAAUAAAUGAGGUCAUGUGAUCACGUAUCAUGUGAUCACACCAGCCUGCUUCCUGCUUUAAUGAAUGCACCUUCAGUGAAGAGUUUUAUCUUGAAUAGACGUUUAUUUUUAUUACAUACAUUACUGUGCAAAAGUCUUAGCCCCUCCCCCUUUUCUUAAUGCACAUUCUUGGACUUUUAUUGAAUGUCUUCUGCACUAUUGCACUAUUUUAUAUAAAUAUAAAUAAAGAGCAAUUCAUUUUAGAUUUGUUACUAAAGAAAGUAUCAUAUAUAAGGAAGAUGAUGAUAAGGACAUCUGGAACAUUUUAUCCUGCUUACAGCGCAGCAUGUUACAGAGAAACUGCAAAAAAACUGACAUCCGACUGUUACAGAGCUCUGAAACUGGAGACUCCUUCCAUAAGAAUGGGAAUAUAUCAGAACUGAGAACUUUAACAGAACCCUAUCUGAACCUGAGCAGUGCUGUUGCGCAUAAAUAAUACACCAAUUCUGACCAAUCAGAAAUAGGCGGAGUCUCCAGAAACUGUUCGAUUCGUCAGUCUUAUAUAACUAUGCUUAAAAGUUUACCUGAAACUACUGAUGUCUUACAAAAGUAAACAUCGUCCCAUUAUUUACUGACUUUCUUUAUUUCUGUUUAUUGCUUUUUACAGAUGUUUUGUUGAAUUUGAAGGCUUUACAGCAUUUAUUUAGCUUGUUAAAGAAAUCUUGUGCUCCUAUGUCGCUGAGGUAAAUGAUAUCUGUGUUUAUCUGCACUGGUGUAUAACUAACAUUAACAACAAAGUAAUGAUAAAAGAACAGGAUGUCCAUAUAUGGUCAUGUAUUUUUACAAUGAUGUAUUGUUUAAGUUUAAAGAGUAAUAAAAUAUGUGAAGACACAAGUGUGGAGAAAAAAUCUUAUAUG
Messenger RNA from Hemibagrus wyckioides, 2445 nucleotides. It is a transcript of the gene ch25hl3, whose product is annotated as cholesterol 25-hydroxylase like 3. Gene Ontology annotation, molecular function: iron ion binding; C-4 methylsterol oxidase activity; steroid hydroxylase activity. The transcript is spliced from 2 exons. The record is from RefSeq and is a predicted model, not a curated record. Bases 163 to 960 code for a protein of 265 amino acids. Gene Ontology annotation, biological process: sterol biosynthetic process; cholesterol metabolic process. NCBI's taxonomy places the organism in Eukaryota, Metazoa, Chordata, Actinopteri, Siluriformes, Bagridae.